CAGCUGCGCGAGAAAUCUCGAGGAGGAAAAAAGGAAAAAAGCGACUGAGGUACUGAGGGAUCCGUCGGUCUGUUGCGCGUAUGCGCUGUCUGCACUGUGUGCGCGUUCAGUCCUGUGCGUGCCAUCCGUUGCAGUAUUUUGUACUAUUCUGCCUGCUUGGGAAAAGCGUGGGAACUUGACGGACUGAAAGAGGCGCGGACCCAGAACGCCCUCACAGGGCCUGGGACUGAUAUUGAAGCAGACCAACAGCGGGAUACUGAGGUUACGCAGGCAACUGUACAAGCGGACAUCAUGAGCUUCGGGACUUGGUUGCCUGCCUUGGCAAACCUUCUGCUCAUAUGGACACCCGUCCAGGCUCACAUAUAUGAAGACAACUUGGGAGGCCAAAUUUCGCUUCUUGGACCCCUGGUGUGCUUCGCUGUGUUUAUAGCCAUUUGUGCUUGCUUUUGCCGAGAGUGCCGGCGCAGGGAAGCCAUGUUAGCGUCCACCACAGCCGUCCCGGCAGACCCAUUUCAUACUCCAGGUCCCGUUCCUUACGGGCCUGCUGUAGCAGGUGCAAGGCCAGCACCUAUGGCCCAGCCUGUGCGUCCACCUUACAGCCCACCUUACAGCCAGCCGCCAGCACCAUCCCAGAGCCAGCCGCCCCCACCAGGCUUCCUUGGCUACCCUUAUGGCAGCAUGCCCCAGGACCCACCUCCACCAUAUGAGUACAAGUGAUUGCGGUGUGCUGGACUGAAUGACACAAGGACAGUGGAUUAGAAAAGAUGCACCUGUGGUCUACAUCUCAACUCCUGCUAGCCUUGUUAUGCCCCCACAAUGCUUGUUGGUGCUUUCGUAGCUCGCACGCUCAGCCUGUGACAUUCUGGGAUGGCAUCAAGUGGCAGCUGUGGCUCACAAUCUAUACUAUGUGUACUCACUGGCUGUGCUACAACUGUGUUACACAGCGGGAAUAGCCAAUACCACCCCGUGCUUCUGUGGCACACCAAGUUGAGUGUCACUGUACUUGAGAUUACUUUAGUAGUUUGUGUUUUUCUACUUAAGGCAUUACAAGUGGCCUUUCUUGGCGAAGGCAAAGGCAUGUUGUUCUAAAUAUCCAAGGCCUGACUUAUCUUGGAGAAAAUGAAGCAGAUAGUAGUUAUUCUUGAGGUGCUGAUCUCAAAGUGCAGCACUUUCACAGGUGUCUUGUGAAGCAUUAUUCACUCAGGAUUGUAACUCUGCUUUUACAUGAAAUGCAGUGCUUGAACAAGAGGCCAUGGUAUUGCUGUUCGGCUGAAUAUUCUUAUGUGCCUGCCUUAAUAUAUACAGAGUAUACUACAAAUGCCAUUUUUACUAUGUUGCACUGUUACAGUUCUAACGAUGACUGCGUUUGCAAGUACAUUUAGGGUGAGGUUUUGUAGUUUUUUACAUUAGAAACUUCAAUUCUUGAGAACAGGUAUGUGUACGAAUUUUAAUUUUUAAAGUAUGGUUGUAUGAAGAAUAUGGUGCUCUAGGCAUUAUUUCUGAGUUAUCUUACUUGCUAUAUUUAGCUGACCACUGGCUGGAUCCAGUGAACAGCAGCAUUGUUGCCAAAACAUUGCAAUGAAAUCGCGAAAACAUGGAAAUUCUACACUAUUUUCGCUGAAAUAGUAUUGUGACUUUACACUUUGGUGAGUUGCGUCACCAAAUGGUACUAGCAGUGCUUGCACUGGGCCAUUGGAGCUUAUAUAUCACAUUUUGUUGUCCAGAAAAUAAAAUUGUUUUAGUGAAUUUCACAGGCUAUUCAAACAAGGAGGCCCUCUGAGAGUCCACUUCAUUUCAGUUGGUAGUGUAUGUCAGCCUACCCCAAAUAUAUGUGUACAGUCACGUGCAAUAUGACAUUCAACAUCAGUGCCCGUGGUCGAAGGGGCUCCAAGGCUGUACGGCUGUGCAGACACAGGGUAAGUUCCAGACCUAAGCACAGCUUCACUUAGUGGUAUUUAUUAAACCGCUAUUUCGCAUAUCAGAGCCACCGCACAGCCCUGGAGCCCCUUCGACUACGAACAAGGGUGUUGCAAGUCAUUGCACACGACUGUACGUUGCUGCUGCCAUUUCUGUGCAUUUUCAGGAACACUGCCCUUGAUUUGCAGCAUCAAAUACCUGUAUUCAAUGCGUCGGGCCAUCUCUCUAAAUAUACACACUAUUAUUCGGUUCAGUGGGGCACUGGUGGUUUUGUAAAUGCUUGUCAACGACUCCCUGGAGCAUGCUGUAGUGGGUUUUACGUCAUAUUGGCAGUGCCAGACGCUAAAGGUAAGAUGGUAAAUCGGCUCGGUUGGCUAUGGACGCGCGACUACCGUUGCUUUUACGCUCCUAGACAAAUGUACAACCUUUGGGGUGUAUAUCUGCCACACAACAAUAAUCGUCAUCUGCCAUGCUUGCGUUUCCUUGAAAACGCUGCUGACGCUGCGCCCGCUACUUUCCUGUGUCCUGUCGAGAAUGAUAUCUGUCGUGCUGAUAACGCGCAUGUCGUUCGUGACUUAGAAGUACCGGGCUGGCAGCGUUAAAGAAAGGAAAUGCGGACAAGACAGAUGACGAUUAUCGUUGUGUGAUAAGAUACGACCCAAAGGGUGCAGUUUUGCUUUAAGAGUGCAGGCAUGGUGUAGGGCAUUAAAAGCAAAAAUUCCAUGCAGGCCGACUUGCACGUUCGUUUUUUUUUUGUUUUUUUUUUUUGUUGUUGGUCGGCAGCGGCUACAUUGUAGCGCUUAGAACUCUUAAUACGAGAAGUGGACCGAGCAGACGAAGCUGUAUGCUCCGCCUACGUUACGUUUACGCGAACAUAAAAUCAAGCGAAAUGAAUCAUUGCUCAGGUGUGCGUCGGUUUUCAUAAACGAGCGCGUUAGUGUUGUUUCUUAAGCGCUUUCUUAUUCCUAAAUAGAUUCCUAAAGACGCAGGCUACGGUGCUGCUACCGUACUACGGUCUAGGGUGGCUUUAUUCUAUGGGGUGGCCGUAGAAUGUGCUCGUGUAGAACACCUAUGGGUGGCUACGUGGGUGGCUACCCGUGCUACCGGUUUACGUUGAUGCGGCUAUGCUUGACGCGCACGGCGCGGGCGCGGCUGCGGCAAAGUGCCCACACUUUCGUUCGAAUGAUUCUAACCAUGCGGUACUCAAAUUGUAGACUUCGGAGCAAGUCAUCCUUGCCCGACAUUGACUUGCCACAUAACCAAGACAUAGUUGUCGGCAGAAACCGCAGCACUCAAAUUCGGAACAAGCGCUGCUCUAGAUGUCAAGCCAGACUACGAGCGGAUUUUAACAACGGCACGAUUCAGCUAACGCAGCUUGGAGAAAACUCAUGCCAGGUGUCGGGUAGGUGUCUUGCAGUUGGGGAGACGGUGACAGUGUCUGACGGUGAUCAGUUCGAGUUGCUUGCGGAAGAACUGCCUUACGUGGUUUUGUUCGAGAAGUCUUCUAGUCUUGACAUACCUUCAUCGGCUGCUGCAGUCGAUUUUCCCAGUUGUGACGGAAAUCACCACUUGAAGCGUAAAUCUGAUGACGAAGACAUGCCACUAUCGAAGAAACAUGCCUCAUCCGACGCGCAUGAUGAACAUGACGAGUAUGUGGAAGAAGUUUCCCGCAAAUUGAAGCACAUGCAGAGUAGCCAUAAAAAGCGUCACACUGAAAAUUUGACGCAACAAAGUGAAACUGUGGUUUCACAUCAUGGUGGAAAUCCUGGAGCGCGCCAGAGCAAGAGUGGAUGGACUGACUUGACAGAACAUCAUGUUUUACUGUUUAAUUCAGAAAGGCUUGAACACAAGCCAAAGAUUGCUGCAUUUGACCUUGAUGGAACUCUUAUCACUACCAAGUCUGGCAAGGUAUUUCCCCUCAACUCUGCUGAUUGGCGGAUACUAUUGUCAGAAACUGAGGCACGCCUACAUAGUCUUGUAAGAGAGGGUUACAAGAUUGUUAUCAUUACCAACCAGAGGGGUCUUGCUAAGAGCCACAGCCAUGAAGUUGACUUCAAGAGCAAGGUGGAGCGUGUCUUAAAGACGUUGGCUGUGCCAGCCCAAGUGUAUGUGUCUAUUGGCCAUGGCUUCUAUCGCAAACCAGCACCAGGAAUAUGGCAGCACCUGGAGUCUCAUGGAAAUGGAGGUAUUCCAAUCAAUUUGAAGGAGUCCUUUUAUGUUGGAGAUGCUGCAGGGAGACCAGCAAACUGGGAACCUAAACGCAAAAAAGAUUUUUCAUGUUCAGACAGACUGUUUGCCCUCAACAUUGGAAUUACAUUUUAUACUCCAGAAGAGUUCUUUUUGAGGAGUCGUGCAGCUAAAUUUGAUCUUCCACAAUUUGACCCCCGCAAAGUGCCACAUCUCCCACUUGCUGAAGUUGUAGCAUCUGCAAAGCCAAGUGAAAGCAAAUUCUUUAAUGGUGAUGACCUUCCAGCAGAUCACACUGAGGUUGUGGUGCUUGUUGGAUAUCCCGCAUCUGGUAAGAGUCACUUUGCAAAGGAGUACCUUGUAUCAAAGCAGUAUGCUCAUAUUAACCGUGUAAGUUUGCUGGUGGAUAUGUUGAAGUCGUCACAGAAGUGCAUUGAGGAAUGUGAAAAAUCACUAAGGCGUGGUCAGAGUGUAGUGGUAGACAACACUAACCCGGACCCCGAGAGCCGAAAAAGUGAGGAUGUAGUUGUUCACUGGAAGCAUGCUGAAAACAGCGAUAAGUUUAUUGACAUUGCAAAGAAACAUGGCUGUGAAUGCAGGUGCUUUGUUAUGGAUUGCACCCUGGAGAGAGCAAAGCACAAUAACCAGUUUCGUGAGAUUAAGCUGAAGGGACAACCCCAUGUUUCUGUCACAGACAUGGUGCUAUACAACCAUCGGUCCAAGUUCAAGGAGCCAAGAUUGUCUGAAGGAUUCUCAGCCAUCUUAAAAAUAAACUUUGUUCCCAAAUUCGGUGCACCUGAAGAUGAAAAGCUAUACAGAUGCUUUCUCAAAGACAAGUAACAUCGCAGUUAGUGAAUAAACAUGCAAGAUCAGCUAUUUCCUCUUUGAAUGUAGCUCAUUAAAAGUGACCUUUAGAUUG
This is a messenger RNA of Dermacentor andersoni, 5023 nucleotides long. The record is from RefSeq and is a predicted model, not a curated record. NCBI's taxonomy places the organism in Eukaryota, Metazoa, Arthropoda, Arachnida, Ixodida, Ixodidae.